CUCUCCGCAACCACCCGCACCUUGCAACCCUCAUGUUGCUGGGGCCCCUGCUCCCCAACUUUGCUGAUGCUUUUUCAACAGGCAUGUGCAGCAGACCCAGCUAAUUCCCAUUCAGGCCAUCCCGCGACCCGUCUUUCGCCUACCAAGAGACGCAUAUGAGACUUUGCACUUGUCCCUCCAAGUACCUCUCUGCAUGUACGAAAAAGUACUUUGUAGCAGCCACUGCGGCCUGUCAAUCGUCACCUCUGGGCACGCUGGGUUCAGGGCAGGAAACAAGUCUGGCGUUCAUCCCCUCUCCAUCCAUCCACACAUCCGGCGAGGGGGGGAAAUGGAAUGGUGAGUCCCACAUGGGCCAUGGGAAGUGUGGACUGUGUGUACUAGUUGACGGGCUUUGCCUUGGGCCUUGGUAUUCCAACAACCCACGCCAGCCGCGGCCGACAACCAAAGCACAUUAAAGGAGCCCACCCCCUUCGAGGUGCUGCUCCGGAUCUUGCUCUCAGACGGCUUUGGUUUUGUAUUGCCUCUGCACCGCUUCACAAGCUGUCCAGUCCGACUUCCUGUUUCUGCCCUCGGUAGACAAGAGACUUGUCCAUCGUCCAUUGUUGCGCCCCGUCAGCCGCCGACGCCCGCUGCGUUUCCAUCCAUCACCUUACUCAGACCGCCGGCAUUACGUUUGCCCUGGACCUUGGGACCUGGAUAUACCGGAUACCGAGCUGUUUUUUUUCUUCUCUGUGCUGCUGUUGCUGCACGUCAUGCUGGAGCCCGCAGCUAGCCAGCCCAUAGCAAAGCUAAGCUAGCUGAGACCCGUCACUUUACCUCACCUUGGGACGCCCUGACGCCGACCGUGUCCGAAGCUGAAGCUGUCAGAGGAAAAAAAGAAUUUGUUGGAUUCGCAGAUUCGGUUGUUGGAUUCUGGGUUACCGUUACGGAGUGAGGUUCCAAGUCCAAAAGCUUCCAGUGGCGCCUCCAGCUGUUCUCUCAACGAACCGGCUCCACCCAGCCCACAUAAAUUUAUUUCAUUCCCUGGUCUCUGGGAUCCUCUCAACCCUCCCUCGACCCCCCGACCGAGUCGCCUUGCCCAAAAUCGACUCGGAGUCUUCGGCAUCUUCCUCAGAUGUUUACAUAUGAACCCAGCAUGCCCCGAGCGAUGAGUCUCUAACUCGAGUACACAGCAACAACCACCAUCCACCAACCACCAACCACCAACCACCAACAGUUGACCUCGCUACUCGCUUGCUCCAGCCCGCCUUCCCAAGCGCACCGCAGCAACAGCUUCCGUGCAGCUCCUGGAUUGGCCAUAUCGCUCCGGAUCACGGACCGUCAGCUCCUCCUCCCCCAACUGACCUGCUUCAUACCUGUCUCCUAGUACAGCACCGAACUUCCGGCUGCACCUGGACUGGACUGGACUUCGAACUCCCAAGGAUCACAUCAGACAUCAGAUAGAUCAGAUCACCACCAUGAUCAUCGACGGCGAGAAGUGGGCUUGCGAAGCCUGCGUGCGGGGCCAUCGGGUCAGCAACUGCCAGCAUCACGAGCGCCCACUCCAGCACAUCAACAAGAAGGGCCGGCCGGUGUCGCAAUGCCAGCACUGCCGGGCCAUGCGCAAGUCCCGCUCAUCCCAUGUCAAGUGCGACUGCGGCGAAAAGACACACAAGUGUAUUCACUUGAGACCGGUGGUGGAGGGUCACAAGGAGAGCUGCUGCUGUAACCAUGGCGGCCGCUGCACCUGCUGCCACAAGAAGGAGCCUGGGCUCGAGACCGUCCCCGAGUCGGAUUCGGACAGCGCUGCUGCCGCGCAGAACAAGAUCUCCAAGCUGAGCUCGCGAGUUCGUCGCCGCGCCAACACCACCAGCUCGGACGGCAUGCUUGCCUUUGAAGUCAACGGCCACCCCAAACCGACGUACAAGCACAACAAGGUUUCGCAGAAAUGCGGCCCCUACCAGCUCAACAGGGUCAACUCGAUGCACAGCACGGGAAGCUUGGGCGACCAUUCGUUGGACGGCUUCCUUGGAGAUGCCGAAGGCUGUGGCACCGCGUCCGCGACCGGAAGCAUCAGCGGCGACAGCAUGCCGCCAUCGCAGCACAGCCGGUCGGAAGCUGCCUCCCCCCUGAUGACAGGCUCGCAGUCUUUUGCCCAGCUUCCGCCGCUUGACCUUUCGCAGAUCAGCAAGUAUCAGCCAUACGUCGCCAACCACGCCGAGUUCUUUGGCAACAUGUCGGACCACGAGCAGCCUAUUUUCAGCGCCGGCUUGAGUGCGGCCUCGGUCGACUGGAACAACUAUGAGGGCUUGGAGUUUGCCCGCGAAAACAACCACGAUUUCGCCCCCUCUAGCUACAGCCAACCACAGAGCUACGGUGGAUUUGACUUCGGUGGGUCGGAGCAGCUCACCAUGACGACGACCACGUCCAACUCGGGCGAGGUUUCCGAGGUCGAGGACUUCUUCACCAACCCGUUGGAUGACUUUGAGACUUUCCGAAGCCCUUUCCCCACGGGUGGAUUUCUCGGGCACACCCACAGCAUGAUGGGCAGUGCGGAUCUCGGCAGUGUCGAGUUUGACGAACUAGGCUUCAUGAAGAAGACUAGCGCCAAGUUUAUGAACGCCACGUCCAUGGCCGGAGAUGACCCGACCCUUCUGGCCGGCGCCGCUUCGGGCUUCGGUGGCUUCGCGCUCGAGGACGACGCCUUUUGGAUGAACGACUACCACGGACUUCCCAACAUGACGGACUCCCCCACAGAGAACAACCUCGGGCCUUUCUGGGCGGAGGCCCAAUGACAAACGAGUGACGCAUACGCAUACGCACACGAAUAAGCACACGCACUCGGACUUUCAGUACACGACGACGACUUUUCGGUUAGAUGACGACGAAACGUUGCGACGGAUUUCUUGCCUUGCUCGGAUACCCCAAACGCUUAUAGAUUUGGCAGGGAGCGAUGGUUUCAACGCGGCGGCGAAUUUUGUGUUUCGAGAAUUUCCUUUUGCAUGUUGGGCUCUUUUAUAUCGGUUUUCACACAUACUCUAUACUCUCGUUGAAUGGGGGCGGCUCUGGAAGUCUUGUUCUUUCACGGCAGGCGCUGGUGGGAUUUUUUUGUUUCCUUGUUUGGGCAUGAAAGAAACACAAAAGAUGACAUGAAUGCAUUUCUCUGGCAGGAUCAUCAUGAUCUACAAGGUGCAAAUACUGUUUUUUUCUUUUUCUCUUCUACCCGCUCUUUGGCUUUUGGUUUUUACUCAGGCUGUUUUUCUCCCUGGUGGUGGUUGGUGGUUUUUUGACAGCACAAGUUGCAUUUCCAAACUGGUUUUUUGGUUGGGUGUUUUUGACAUGGCAUUUAAAAGAGACGAUAAAAAAGUUCUUGGUGGCAGGCACAAUGCUUUUUACAUUUUACAUUGAAGACUUGGAGGGCGGUCAAUUUUGUGCUUUUUUUUUUUCAACGUUGGAAAUACCUGUCUGUGAGGACUUCAUUACGCGCAUCAUCACUUUGUUUUUACUUCACUUCUCGAGUAUAUAUUUGAAACAAGACCUUUUUGGCUAUUCGACUCUCUGUUCAUAUUUUGCCUUGUCUUUUCUUGUGCAUAUUACUUUGGAUACCCAUCAA
Podospora pseudopauciseta is the source of this 3592-nucleotide messenger RNA. RefSeq lists its product as uncharacterized. Gene Ontology annotation, cellular component: nucleus. Gene Ontology annotation, molecular function: DNA-binding transcription factor activity, RNA polymerase II-specific; copper ion binding; RNA polymerase II cis-regulatory region sequence-specific DNA binding. The transcript has 4 exons. Gene Ontology annotation, biological process: intracellular copper ion homeostasis; intracellular iron ion homeostasis; positive regulation of transcription by RNA polymerase II. The coding region runs from base 1458 to 2774 and encodes 438 amino acids. The record is from RefSeq and is a predicted model, not a curated record. NCBI's taxonomy places the organism in Eukaryota, Fungi, Ascomycota, Sordariomycetes, Sordariales, Podosporaceae.